CGGUGGGCGGUGGUGCGGUGGGGGUAUCGACCGUGCCACCGUCUCGCUCGCGCAGAAGCCUGCGAGCCGCGCCAUGACCGCCACGCGCGCCGGGCCCGCGCCGCACACAACAUGCACCACUGCCGGCAACUCUCCAAAUUCUGCAAACUCCUCAUCGUGAUCGUCCUCUACUUCGCCGCUUACGUGACCAUCGUGUGCAUGGCCCCCAAGCCGAUGUACAGCUUCGUGAGCGACGACAUCCGAGUUGGGAACAAAUACGUGCUGGUGUACCUGGUGGGCGGCGCGCCGGCGAUGUCGGACGCGGAGGGCGCCGACGUGUUCCGGGGCCGGCGCUGCGGCGCGUGCUUCAUCACCAACAACAAGGGGUUCCUGCCGCUGACGCAGUACGACGCGGUGGUGGUGGCGGGCCCGCGGCGCCUGCUCGCCGACGCCGCAGCCUUCAUGGAGCCGGAGAAGCGGUACCUCAUGGAGGCCUCCCCGCUGUGCCUUCAGAACAAACUGUUGGGUUGUUAUAGUGAGCCUAGACUGACCUCGUUCGCUACCAGGGACAAUUUCGACUUGUGCGGGUUGUGUCGACAUCUGCACGAGAAGCGGAAGAUGUGGCGCGAGGAGCCCCCCGGGGACCACUGAUGGCUGUGUGAUGUGUCGAGGCCUUGUAAGCUAAGCUUUACGCGGCAUAAGCUCGGACGUCCUCGCGACACAAACGAGCGAGUCAUCCGAGUUUAUGUCGGUAGUUUCGUGCUAGUGUAAGUGAAAUCGGCCUGCCAAAAUUUUAUUAAAGAUGAUAUUUACCCAAAGAUAUACAUUAUAAAAUGUUACGAGAUGUAAGAAUGGUGCUUUGCUGUCGAGUUGAUCGUGUUUUGGCUUCAACUCAUGCAUGUUGAAACUCCUUAUCCGAUUUGAAUGAGAAUUAUUCGAUUUUAAUUUUAAACUAGGUUCAUUUAUAAAUACUGCCAUUAGUACAUAUUCUAAUUAUGAAUACAAUGCCAGCUCACAUAAUACUGUUAAUAAAUUCUAUUCUGUUCGUAAACAGCUGAAAAUAAGCGACCUUCCUCACAACACGAUUCAAUAUUGCAUUGAUCUGCGAUACCUACAUUAGGUACAUGUAACAAAAGAAAGUGGAUUUUGAUUGUUUUUUCUGAAGUUGGAUCUUAUUAUUUCAUGCAUACUCUACAGCCACGAUUUGACGUUUCAUCAUACGUAUAUCUAAAAUGUCAUCCUAUAAGGUAUUUUUUUUUAAAUUAUUGCGGCAUUGGUAUACACACUGCUACCUUACUCGUAAAUUCAAAUCGUCAAUUGUUUCGAACGAAGAAAUGAGAAAAUAAGAAAUGAUUUGUCAGAAAAGGACGCAACAAACAAUAUCAAUACAAAAACAGCAGACUCAAAACUUACAUACCUAAAUUGACAAUUAAAAAAAAAGGAAAAAUAAUGUCGUGUCGUGGCGCUGUGAGGACGGUCGCUAACCGUCUCAAAUUAUGUACAUAAUAGAUAACUACACUGACAGCUGAGGUUCUCAAGACAAUAAUAAAACUGUCUUAAAUUUUUUAGAACAAGUUUGUAGAAUUUACAUACCGCAUGAGGCCAUUAAAUAAUUGUUGCGUAAUCUAGUUUUGUUUCCUUUUUCGUUUAAAUUUCUGGUAUCUUCAUACAUUGUGGUUCAUUUUCACGGCGUUGUUGCGUCUUGUUAAUUUGUUUUGUAUAAAUACGAGUGUGUGGUAUUACUUCCUCGUUCAUCGUCCUUUGUAAAAUCGUCAAUAUUUAAAAUACCUCUUGGUAUGCCGUCCCACCUUUGUAAAUAUUUCUUAAGAUGACAAGAUAAACAGCCUACCUAUAUGUAUAUACCUAUGUCCCACUGCUGAGCAAAUGCCUGCUUUUAAUCAACUGGAGGAGGAAUGGAGCAUACUGCACCACACUGCUCUAGUGCGGGAUGGUGGAAGUGUUUCAGCCCGAGAUCAACGGCUUAACGUGCCUUCUGAUGCACAAGGGCAUCUUACUUUUU
Molecule: messenger RNA, 1999 nt
Organism: Pectinophora gossypiella (pink bollworm)
Lineage: Eukaryota; Metazoa; Arthropoda; Insecta; Lepidoptera; Gelechiidae
Exons: 1
Coding region: 112-630 (172 amino acids)
Source: RefSeq, a predicted model, not a curated record